UCGAUGUUCAUCAAUUGAAAUAUUGAAAUUUCCCUUUUCAUGCAUGUGUAUAGCGCGUAUCGUUUGUCAUCACAAAAGUUACACAAAAACGUAUGCAUAUAUAUAAGUGUACACGAGCAUAUAUAGAUUACAUUUUCUAACCUCUGUAACAUCGCGACAACCCUGAAAUAUCAUUCUAGUGAAAUUUAUUUUCAAAAUGGCAGCUACGAGAAGGUUGCAGAAGGAAUUGGGUGACCUUCGGGUUUCAGCCAUGAAAAAUUUCACAAAUAUCCAAGUAGAUGAUUCCAAUAUUCUCAAUUGGCAAGGUCUCAUAUUACCGGACAGUCCACCAUAUAACAAAGGAGCUUUUCGCAUCGAAAUCAAUUUCCCUGCUGAAUAUCCUUUCAAACCACCUCGAAUUACAUUCAAGACAAAAAUUUAUCAUCCUAAUGUGGACGAGAAAGGACAAGUUUGUCUGCCGAUUAUUAGUGCUGAGAAUUGGAAACCAGCUACGAAAACUGAUCAAGUGAUCCAGUCUUUGAUAGCUCUGGUAAACGAUCCAGAACCAGAACAUCCAUUGAGAGCUGAUCUUGCAGAGGAGUUUCUAAAAGAUAGAAAAAAGUAUCUGAAGAAUGCUGAGGAGUUUACAAAAAAACAUGCAGAAAAGAGGCGAGAGACAUCGUCAACCGAAUAACGUUGAUUAACCGCUACUCACCGAGAUGCCUAACAACCGCCCGUCAACUUGAUUUAUAAAAUGCAAGAGAGAAAAAAAACUUAUCCCGUACUGAUUUGAUCUGGAAUCAGGCAGAUAGAAAGGAACAGAAAGCCAAGGAGAGAGUAAGUGAGAAAAUGAGACAGGGAACGUGAAAAAACAAUAGAAAGAAAGAUCCCCGUGUACAGUAUUGGUUGAUCGACGAUGAGAGCAUGCAAAUUAUAAUAUUUAUAUAAGGUGACAAAAAAAUGAGGGAAAGCAAUGAACAGAAAGAGUAAGGAAGGAAAUAAUAAACAUUUAAGGUUAUCAUAAAUUAAAAUAAAUAAUUGUACAAUAUAACUGGAGUGUGCACGUCGUGGUCUUGUUCCAUAUACCACACGAUCUAUCAAAAUACACGUACUACCCGUGUACGUGUAUUAUUAUAUCUUCGUUAGAGAUUCUCAAUCCAACGGUUGGUUGAAUAUUCGUCAUUUAUAUAAGUAGAGUUACGAGAAACAAAAGUGUUGCGUUACUUCGCAUAGACUCCACGUAUAAUCGUGUAAUUAAUCAAUGUCACGCUUGGACUUUUCUACAAUCGAGUAUAAAGAAAAACCAUUGUCCAAAAGACAGAAAAAUAAGGCUUUCAAGUUAACAUAGUUGGAACAUUUUUUCGUUGAUCGUACUUCGUUGUUUUUGUUACAACUUGACGCUAUGAAAGUUGGAUUUUUCGUUGUUGUUUAAGAACGUUCACGAGUAAAUCGAUUUUCUAUAGAUUUUCUUAAAAUUUAGAUGACACACUAUUUAUAGCUUCCUUAACGUACUUGCAAAAUUUUGAAGACCAUGCCCGUACCAAAGUGGAGAUAUUCGUUGUUGAAGUUGGGAAAUUUAACAUGCAAGGUAUAGGCAAAUCAUGAGUUUGAGAAACAUUCUAAUUCAUAGCAGUCACAAUUUUCUAUAGUAUUUGAUAAAAAAAUGCAUCAUGAUAGAUAUUGAUAUUAGGAAUAAAAUAUAAAAAAAUAGAGACGCUCAGCCGUGUCGUUCAUACGUAGUAACGAUUCAAAGCUAUAAAUUUGACGAUUUUGCGAGCGUGCCACGGUAUAUAAGGGAUGACGCCGUUAUGUAGCGGCAACACUGCCGGGCGACGGUACGUAAGGGCAAGGGGGGGGGGGGGGACUACACGCGCAUGCACACUGGCAGGAAUUUAUUUUCAUGAUAUUCAACGAUUUAUCUCGUAAAGAAUUGUCAAUUUAAGCAUUUAUGGCUACACAUUUUGGCUCUCAUUUUUGGAGACUUUUUGGGAAUGACACUUUUUUAUAAAAAUAAGUUCAUACAUAUGAAUGUUCAAUUUAGCAAUCGAGAUUAUAAAUAUUAAAAUGAGAUAUGAAAAAUUAUCAACAAUAACAAAAAAAUUAAUUUAUACAAAAUCGAAUACUACUGAAAGUACGUGGCAGGCAAGCAAGGUUGCCAGAUCUCCGCAUCGCUCUAAGGAUACUUGUAUUAGUGUAUUAUUUAUAGGGUGCGCCAGAGCCAUAUGCAUAUUAGUGCAUAGAGUCCGUGCUAAAAGUUUCGAAGUAGGGAGAGCGGCGCGCGCUACACAGCGACAGUUGAACUAAGCCGAGAGAAUACGAAAAUUUUGUCUUCGAUUAUCAGUCGUGAACGUCCUUAAUGACACGGUCAAGGUUUGAAACAGUUCAUUUCCAUAAUGAAUCGGGAUAAUUUUUUAUUCCGUUCCAACGAUGUAAAUUUUAUCGAUGAAAAAAGUUACCUCUCCAAAGAGUUGAUUGAAAAAAAAAAUUUUGCAUUAUCACGCGAAAACAUCAAAUUUGUUUUAUCUCGCGGGUUCUCGUUGUCGGUUAAUUUGUCUCAGUUCUCGUUUCUGAUCAAUGAUGUUCGUAUAUUCGUCGGUAAUAGUACGGUAAUAAAAUCGAAAAGGAAGGACGCGUGUGCCAAAUAAUCGGAUAAAUAAAUCGAUUGUUCAAAUUUCUUUGGAAAAUCUAUUCGGCUAGACAAUUAUCGAUUUUUCUUUGGCGUCAAAUGAUCUCAGUAUGUAGUUAUAAAACCGCCGACGUGAUCCGUGUUUAUACGUGUAGAGCUACCUUUUUUCUGAUUUAACUCGAGUGCCAAAGGUAGAAAUUCUUAUUGGCAACCGAAUCUCCAGACAAAAAUGAAUUUUCCAUCGAUUAUUAUCGAAGUCCGUAGGAUUAUAUGUAUAUAUAAUCAAAAACUAAGAAAAAAAUCGUCAAAAAGAUGUAGCUUUGCUUUCACUGCGUUCCAGGAUCAUGGAUUAAUCAAUAAUAAUAAUAAAGUUGCAUUUUGUGCA
Messenger RNA from Venturia canescens, 2990 nucleotides. RefSeq names its product ubiquitin-conjugating enzyme E2 L3-like (gene Ubc10). Lineage: Eukaryota; Metazoa; Arthropoda; Insecta; Hymenoptera; Ichneumonidae. The record is from RefSeq and is a predicted model, not a curated record. The transcript has 4 exons. Bases 197 to 673 code for a protein of 158 amino acids.